AAUCUGAUCAUCACAUUGCAAUGAUCAUCGCUCAGGAUCGGUGCCUCUGUUAGCCUUCUGUUCAUUUUGAUUUUGAACUUUUACAUAAACCAGACAUGAAUCACAGCGGCCAACCGCCCUUGGGCCAUGGUGACCCUUCGGUCGGGAUGAUCGGGAUGGUAUCACACCAUCCGAGUGGAAACAUGAGUGGUAAUAUGGUAACUCAUCAGAUACCACAUCAGCAACAGAAUCUUCCUCCGUCGAGUAAUACAGGAGGUCGUUGUUGCGCAGGAUGUGGUGGAAAAAUCAUGGACAGAUUUCUUCUUCAUGCACUCGAUCGGUAUUGGCACAAUGGUUGCUUGAAAUGCACAUGUUGCCAGGCGACACUGGCGGACAUUGGAAGUUCAUGUUUUACAAAAGCGGGAAUGAUCCUGUGCAAGACAGAUUAUAUUCGGUUGUUCGGAAAUACGGGAGCAUGUAGCGCAUGUGGCCAGAUGAUCCCUGCCAGCGAAUUCGUCAUGAGAGCUCAGAACAACGUUUACCAUCUAAAAUGUUUUGCCUGCGUCAAGUGUCACAAUCAACUGGUGCCAGGUGAUCGUUAUAAUUUAGUUAACGGUUCAGUAUUAUGCGAACAGGACUGCCUGAAAAUGCUUAAAGGCACAACCAGUCCAGCAGGAGUGAGGAAGAACAGCAAAGUCCGUGUUGGUUCUGCCAUAAAAGUGUGACCAACCUGUAUAGAGUCUAACCCUUAAAGAGAGAGAAAAAAAACCUCCCAAAAAACAAAACAAAUAAAAACUAUAAACAAUUUUUUCGGGUUGGUUUAAAUCAUCUUUUGUCCCAUUUCCUCAACCCCAUCUGCUCACUUGCUCACCAUGAAUCGGAUUUAAAAAAUAUACAAUAAAAAAAAACUUUUUUGAUGGAUCGAGUUAUAUGUAACGAGGUGUAAGAAGUGUGCACUUCUCUAUUAAAAAAAAAAGAAAAAUUGCAUUUUUCCCCCUCAAUAAUUGAGGUUAAACAGUAUAUAAAUAUGAACGAAAAACCAAUUUUUUUGAUUGACUCCCUCAAAAUGAAUUCUUUCAGCUCAAAAAUAUUGAGCUAAACUUGAUCAAUUUUAACAAUAUGGAUUCAUAUCGAGAUAAUAAAAGAUCUGUUGAAUUCGGA
Messenger RNA from Centruroides sculpturatus (bark scorpion), 1140 nucleotides. Its product is annotated as LIM domain transcription factor LMO4-like. Bases 96 to 704 code for a protein of 202 amino acids. The record is from RefSeq and is a predicted model, not a curated record. The transcript has 2 exons. Lineage: Eukaryota; Metazoa; Arthropoda; Arachnida; Scorpiones; Buthidae.